Elgaria multicarinata webbii is the source of this 2430-nucleotide messenger RNA. RefSeq names its product selenoprotein I (gene SELENOI). Gene Ontology annotation, biological process: phosphatidylethanolamine biosynthetic process. Gene Ontology annotation, molecular function: ethanolaminephosphotransferase activity. The transcript has 10 exons. The record is from RefSeq and is a predicted model, not a curated record. Lineage: Eukaryota; Metazoa; Chordata; Lepidosauria; Squamata; Anguidae. Gene Ontology annotation, cellular component: endoplasmic reticulum membrane; Golgi apparatus.
CCCGCCAGCUGACGGAGACCCCGCGAGCCCCGCCGCCGCCGCCGCCGCCAUGGCCGCCUACGAGUACGUGAGCGCCGAGCAGCUGGCCGGCUUCGACGAGUACAAGUACAGCGCCGUGGACAACAACCCCCUCUCCCUGUACAUUAUGCACCCGUUCUGGAACACUGUCGUUAAGAUUUUCCCUACCUGGCUGGCUCCAAACUUGAUAACGUUUAGUGGGUUCCUGCUGCUUGUCUUCAACUUCUUCCUCAUGGCAUACUUUGAUCCUGACUUUUAUGCAUCUGCACCUGACCAACAACACGUUCCGAACCAGGUGUGGGUCAUAGUGGGUCUCCUCAAUUUCAUGGCUUACACGCUAGAUGGCGUGGACGGGAAGCAGGCCCGCCGUACCCAGUCCAGCACCCCGCUGGGGGAGCUCUUUGACCACGGGCUGGACAGCUGGGCCUGCAUGUUCUUCGUGGUGACGGUGUACUCCACCUUUGGCCGGGGACCCAACGGCGUCAGCGUCUUCAUCCUCUACCUCCUGCUGUGGGUGGUCUUGUUCUCAUUCAUCCUGUCCCACUGGGAGAAGUAUAACACAGGCAUCCUCUUUCUGCCCUGGGGAUAUGACAUCAGCCAGGUGACCAUUUCAGUUGUGUACAUCGUGACCUCCAUCGUGGGAGUGGAAGCCUGGUACAAACCUUUCCUGUUCAACUUCUUUUAUAGAGACCUGUUCGUUGUCAUGAUUAUCGGUUGUGCCCUCACUGUGACCAUCCCCAUGAGCCUGCUGAAUUAUUACAAAGCCUACGCAAACAAAACCCUGAAGCACCACUCUUUCUACGAGGUGAUGCUGCCGUUCCUCUCGCCGGUGCUGCUUUUCGUCUUGUGCACCACCUGGAUCUUCCAGUCGCCCUCGGACAUCUUGGAGGCCCACCCUCGCCUCUUCUACUUCAUGGUUGGGACAGCCUUCGCCAACAUCUCCUGCCAGCUGAUCGUCUGCCAGAUGAGCAGCACCCGGUGUCAGCCUCUCAACUGGCUUCUCCUGCCCCUGGCCGUGGUCAUCCUGGUGGUGAUAUCGAACGUGCUGCCGGAGCACGAGACCUUCCUCCUCUACUUGGUCACCAGCUUCAUUACCCUGGCGCACAUCCAUUACGGAGUCAGCGUGGUGAGCCAACUGAGCAAACACUUCAACAUCCGCACCUUUCUGCUCCGAAAGCCCAGCUCCGAUUGACUAGACGUGGAGAAGACGUCGGCAGAGGAGAAAGUCAGCCUACGGUCUGCAGAGGCACUGUAAAUCCGGUCGCCUGUGUAAAUAUACUUCAGCCAUCACCAUGGAACUAGAUUUGACCCACUUCGGGGCAGUUAUGGGGCAGAGGACACGUGGGGCCUGGCAGCUGGGCGGCCCAUUCUUCCCCUGCCUCCUCCCCCCACUGCCAUCAUGCCAACUCUCCCACCGAUGUGCAGGCGGUUUAAGUCACACGGCGAGGACGUCACGGCCCCAAGCAUGCGCCAGGCCAGCAACGUGCCCAAGGAAACCUCCAGGCCGGGCAUGGGCAGUGCCCUCGGACACCAGUGGCUCUGGAGCUUACAGGACUGCCACGGAAGAGCCACGCGUUACACUGGAAAUGGAGCCUGCAAAGCGACCCCUGGCAACGGAAGGAGGAAACGGCAGCGGACUUCUCCGCAUCUGCAGUCGUGGGUUCAGUCAUGCUCAAGAGGCUUCUGGAAGGAAGGAAGAAAAGGAUCCACCGUUCGAAGGCGCUGAUGGUUUAACCGCGACUGUUCUCCCCACUUCCCUGGAGAACCAGGCAGCGGUGCCUCCUCCACAGGACGGAGUCGUGGCAAAUGGCCGGACUCUCACGCGUGCCCUCUCCGCGACGAUCGCGUGGGGGCGGGGAACACUUCCCCAAGAGUUGCUUGUCGGGCUUGAUCCGUGCGUGCAUGCCCCCUUUCAGAGCUGCGCUGCUUCCCUGUGGAGGAAUCAAUUCCAUUUUCUGUUGUGUAAAAAAAAAAAACCCACCCCAAACGCGAAGUGAUUUUGAUUCCCACGCCCCGUUUUAGUAGAUGCCUCUAAUCUCAGCGUGUGGCUCGUUCGUGUCCAUCCCCCAAUUGGAGCCGUGUUCAGCAAGCCUUAAUUCCAUUUCAGCCGCGUGGUGAUGGCGAAGAUUGAGCGCUGGUUAUUUUUUCCUCUUCCUUUGGUAGCUUUAUUCGGUGAAGAUUUUUUUUAUUAUUAUUUUUGUUUUUAUUAUUAUUAUUUGUCUCUGUGCUUGUAUGAAGAGUGCAGCCUAAACCCAACCCGCUUGGAAAGGCUGCACCUGGAAGAAACGGAGCACAGCAAAAGAUGGAUCUUGAUAUGGAAUUAACGGCAGGGGCAACAACGUCUUUCGUUUGUUAGAAGCGAGGGCAGGUGGUGCUCCUACUUGGCACCCUCCUCUUGUGGAUGACACAUUC